Molecule: messenger RNA, 4416 nt
Organism: Ornithodoros turicata
Lineage: Eukaryota; Metazoa; Arthropoda; Arachnida; Ixodida; Argasidae
Product: QRFP-like peptide receptor
Exons: 8
Coding region: 312-1553 (413 amino acids)
Biological process (GO): cellular response to hormone stimulus; G protein-coupled receptor signaling pathway
Cellular component (GO): plasma membrane
Molecular function (GO): peptide binding; neuropeptide Y receptor activity
Source: RefSeq, a predicted model, not a curated record
GUCACCAAGUUUCUCUGACAUGCGCUUUCCAGUAAAGUAUUCCUGCCAAGACUGUCGGUUCUGUGAAAGUGUCUCUUCCAAUCCGGGGCACAAACUGCACAAAAUAUAAGCAACAUGACGUGUGUUUCAAACCUUCGUGAAAUCCCCUAGCCCUUCGUGCCAAACUUUAACGGCUUUGGCAAUGUCAAAGUGUUCCGACCAUGUGCGUCACUCGUGAUCUUGAGACCUGUCUUCUGCUUCCUUCGUUGCAGAGCGCUUGGUGGCCGCUUCUUGUCUUGAUGCCGUAGCUGUCGCACGACUUCUUCGCUUCCAUGAAACCCGAACUGGCGAUGAAUCCUCCUCUAAACUUGUCCAAACCCAGCCACGAUGGAGGAGACCCCGUCUUCGAUUACGACUACGAGGAAAUGGUCGCCACGUACGACCUGGCGGACCUGGUCCCCACAGCGGUCGUGUACGGGUCCACCUUGGUUUUGGGUCUCAUCGGCAACCUCCUCAUCGUGUACACCGUGGCUCGCUUCCAGCGCAUGCGCUCCAUCUCCAAUGUGUUCCUGGCCAGCCUCGCAACCGCUGACCUGCUCAUAGUUCUCCUCUGCAUACCUGUCAAGUUUGGCCAACUUUUUUCGUACACGUGGACGCUAGGAGAGUUUGGCUGCAAGUUCAUCCUCUACAUCCAACACGUUUCCAUGAUUUGCUCCGUGCUUAAUCUAACAUUCCUCAGCAUAGAGAGGUACUACGCAGUCAUCCACCCCGUACGGUCCAGGUACCUCUGUACCUUCAGCCAAGCGCGAAGAGUGAUCGUCUUCAUAUGGCUCGCAGCCUUUCUCACAGCAUUACCCAUCAUUUUCGUUCAGGCGCAUGAGCAAGUUGGUAUCAAGCGAGCAGCGUUUUGGUGCAUUCGAGACGAGAGCAAUCCAACAACGUGGCGGUCCUUCGAGAUCUAUAUGCUUAUCCUGGUGUUGUGUGUGCCCACGUUCGUCAUGGGUUACACCUACUCCAAGAUCUGCUUUCAGCUGUGGCUCGUUGUCCGCGAGAGGGCCAACAUGACUACCGGAUCCAUAAUCUCCACGGAAAUGACCGAGAAGAAGAAGACCACUGCGACGCCAAGUAAUGGAGAACAGAGGAUGCCGAGGCCUAUUCGUUCUGACGAAGACACAGUAAAACAGGUCAUCAAGAUGCUGAUCUUCGUUGUGGUGCUGUUUGUCAUUUGCUGGGCUCCCAUUCUGGUCCUCAACGUGCUCACAGCGUUCGGAGCCGUCGCCACUCUCAACUACGACUACUUGAAACCGAUGCGCACCACCUUUCACCUGCUCUCCUACAUGAACAGCUGCGUCAAUCCUCUUGUCUACGGCUUCAUGUCCAAGAGUUUCAGAAGCAGCUUCCGUGACGCUCUCCUGGGCUGUUUUCGGCCGCAACCGUCCAGACGGUGUACUCUUAACCACACCCGUACAGCCAGUGUGAAGAAGACCAUGUCGGGUAAACGAGGAAUUCAGCCGGAUUUGUCGCCAAUGCUGGCCGUAAUGCUGUCCAAGACAGGAAGAUACGAUUUCCUCUAGGCGUGUGCGCACGAUAUCGCUCCACUGCGCUUCUGGAAAUCACUUUUGCAGGUGAUUUCAACCAUACUCUUUAGGAGGGUUGUGGCAGUUUGUUGUUUGCGGACGGGCCCUUGCGUGGUCUUAGAACAGAGUUCUGACCCAUUUAAGUUUUCGUCUUUGUUGUGCCGGACGUUCUCAAAGCACCUCGAAGGAGGGGAAGCCUCGCCUCAAGUACCGCAACUCUGCGAUAGUCUUCACGGAUCUUCACGAACCCCUUAUUUCACUUGGAGUAUAUGGCGGAUCCUUGUUGCGGUGACGGCACAGAGGGAAGGGCCUCAUGUGCACCAAUUAGUUCUUCAAAGCAUGAGGCAUUUCGUGUGACGCACACCAAACUCAUGGUGCUAAGAUGGCGUGUCAAUUGCCCAGUGCCAUCUUGGUGAUGACGACCUUCUAACUGCAUGUAGCGACUUUGACGACCUUCUAACUGCAUGUAGCGACUUUGACGACAACUCCUUGGUUGAAGCGACAAACUGUGGCCUGCACUGCUCACCGUGCAAAGACAAAGCCGCCACGCCCCACAGAAGACAGGAACAGCGCAGUGACUUCAUUUUCUAUUCUCACUCGCAAGAAUGUACCAUAGAGCAGGUCUAAGAGUCUUCUCAGUUCUGUCCUGUAUCUAUUGCCUCUGCCAGACAAUGAAAGGAAAUGUCUUCUAUUUCCUGCCCUUGAAGCACAGCACUUCGCUCAUGGGCGGACGAACCAGCACUUCUAUCACACCAAUUCUACCUACCCUAGGGGCGGGUGUAGAGUUUAAGUGCUCAACUAGGCUCUGCCGACGAGAAUUCCGCUAAUCUACGGUGCUAUCCUCUGUGACGUCACAGUAACCCGUGUUAAACUGUGGAGAGGUCUCUUCGCGACUACGGCGCCACCACAAUAAUCUGUCACAACCCAUUUAAGAUCUGCAAGAAACAAGUUAACGCACUGUAACUGAUACAAGUUUUUCGCAGACCUCAUCUGCUGCAACGGGAUAUCUUUUUCGGUUCAAGUGACGCCGUGGCAUAGGAACACGUACCUGUGUAGCUCUAGAGUGAUCUUCAGACACUCAAUGUGCUGUUUUAUCGCGUCGUUACAUCUCCAAAGUAUAACUUUACUUGUGUACUGUUGUAUACAGGAAACCGACCUGCCGAGCCAAUCUGCCGAAGGCGACCAGCAACGUCCCUAUUGUCUUCUAGUUGAAGCGUCAUGAGUGGUGAGAGUACAUGAACUGAAAUUUCCCCUCUUCGCCGAUAUGACGUAAGAACCUAGUUGAACAGAUGGCGAUGUGCCUGUUUCAGUUCUCUACGAGGAUAUGGUGACCUUCCGGAAAGUUCGAAAGAUAUCAGCUAGGAUCGCCACAGACGAGAGGGCUGAGUCUUCUGCAAAAGCUUUCUUUUAUCUUUAUCUUUCUUUUAUUUAUUUAUUUUUUUCAACUUCAAGACAAAACGCUACGAAGCAUCGCUUUGGAGAGGAUAUUGGACUCGGCCGUGCACGGAUGCUUCUGUACGGUACAGUGCAACGCUAGAACAUUUGCAGAAAUGUAGCGCAUGUAGCGCAACUACAGAUAGGAGGUAUUCCUUCAUGCGCACGUGCUGUGUAGAAUGAUGUUCAUGAAACAUUCAGAAGACAACUGCGUGUGCUUUGAUCCAACGGUAUGCCGUAGAACGCAUCAAGGACUUGGAUAUUUCAUGAGUGGUUGCUUCUGCACCACCGCAAUGUAUGAACGCGUAGCGAUACAGGCAGACUUCACUCGGCUUUAGAGUUACUAUUCAACAAAAGGCCGGUUGUAUUUCUGACAUAUAAGUACAUCUCACUGUCCCGUGCUCUGUGUUCUGUGGACGGUCGAGCCAAUGUCUUUCUGGUUUUCAUUGUUUUGCGAAAGUCAAGUCCCUCUAGCGCCUGGCCAGGAACGGUUCCAUAAAACCCGCACACAGGCAGACACACCAGACACACCAAGCACGACAGCCAAACUUUUGUAUUAAAGGUAUCUGUCCGAAAUAGUUUGUUUUGUACAGCAUUGUAAGACUUUUUUGAGGGAAACGUUGUUUUUAAACAUUGUAAGUUAAAAUACGUGUCUGUGCGCGUUGGAUACAUUGAGAACCUGCGUAGGUGUGUUGUACAUACUUUGUGUUCAUGCCAUCGAGUUAUCGUCCUUUGAAACGGUGUUGAGCCGGGCAUUUGUUUUUAUUAGGCAGAUAAACUUUUAAUAUAACUCUCUUUUGAGCGCUAUUUUAUGACACAUUGUGGCAUCCUUUUAUUCCGCCAUGAUGUCACUUUCAUCUCCGUCACUGCAUUGGACAGUGGCUUCUAACAUACGUCCCUAUGAGACAAUGUACCUGAGAAUGUUGUCGCGUGGACAUGAUAGCUGCAGUCCGGGUGUCACGAAUGUCCUACUACUUGAUCAUCCUUUUAUGUCGAUUUUACGAUUAACUGUAGUCUUGUACACUUGUGACAUUUGAAGAGGACCAGCAGUGUAUAAGUGUGUAGCGAAAUGGUUGUACCCGUCCCUCGAUGCUAUCCCCUUCUUCUUCUUUUUUCUUUCUUUCAGAUUCAUCUGUUGGUUUACGAUUUGUGACAGGUUUUUCUGAGAUUUUCUCGUGAAUUUAUAAAAUAAAUGUGAACGCAAACAGAGCACUCAACUGAAUACAAAAAUUGAUAAGUGUCACUACUGCCAACAAGUGCGCCCAUAGCACAAGUCGCGCUGUUGUAGUGUACGAACUGAUGAGAGUCGUGAUAACAUUUCGUCAAGUUUACGAGCCCCGUGUGAAAUGUAGUCAUUGACAAAGUCAGCCAUGUACAAGCCGCUGCUGUAUUCAUCAUUCUGUUUGAAUGAAUGAGAGUAAGCUCA